Cercospora beticola is the source of this 2071-nucleotide messenger RNA. It is a transcript of the gene PDH1, whose product is annotated as putative 2-methylcitrate dehydratase. The record is from RefSeq and is a predicted model, not a curated record. Gene Ontology annotation, cellular component: mitochondrion. Gene Ontology annotation, molecular function: 2 iron, 2 sulfur cluster binding; 2-methylcitrate dehydratase activity. Lineage: Eukaryota; Fungi; Ascomycota; Dothideomycetes; Mycosphaerellales; Mycosphaerellaceae.
GCGUGUUGUGCGUGUUGACGUCGAGAGCUCCAGCGAUUUCUCUUAUCCAGCACGCAGCAUUGUCCAUUGGCCUCUGCUACAACUCUUCAAAGGUCUCCAGCACCACUUCAUCCUCUCCACUCCACACACCGCUGGACAUUGUCGGUGCAAUGUCGUCGUUGGCAGCACGAAACUUGCUCCGAAGCUCGUCCAGAAGCAUAAGCCGGAGCACCAGCAGCAGCACUACAAAAGCUCCACUCGCUGCAGCAUCGAGGCUCUCCUUUGCUGCCUCCCAACGCACAGCUCCCAUCCGUCUGCAGAACACCGCCAGAGCAUUCUCUACCACCAUGUCCAAACACACAGAUCUCGGCCGCCCGGGCAAGGCACCCGAAUUUGACCCAGAAAUCAAGGACAUGGCAGACUACAUCCACAACUACAAGAUUGACUCGGAUUUGGCUAUCGACACUGCCCGCUUUGUCUUCCUCGAUACCAUCGGUUGCGGUCUCCGCGCUCUCGAAUUUCCCUCCUGCACAAAAUUGCUCGGCCCAGUCGUCGAGGGCACCACCGUCCCCAAUGGCACCCGCGUGCCCGGUACACCAUACGUCCUCGACCCAAUCAACGGUGCUUUCAACAUUGGAGCCAUGAUCCGAUGGCUGGACUUCAACGACUGCUGGCUCGCAGCUGAGUGGGGUCACCCCUCAGACAACCUGGGAGCCAUCCUCGCUGUGGCAGAUUGGGCAAACAGGUCGAACAAGAACGGCGUCAAGGUGGGCAAUGGCAAGCAGUUCACCAUCCACGACGUGCUCGAGGGCAUGGUCAAGGCACACGAAAUCCAGGGUUGCUUGGCUCUGGAGAACAGCUUCAACAAGGUCGGUCUGGACCACGUCGUCAAUGUCAAGGUCGCCUCCACCGCUGUCGUCUCCAAGAUGCUCGGUUUGAACCCAGAGCAAACCAAGGCUGCCAUCUCCCAAGCCUGGGUUGACGGCCAAUCUCUCCGUACAUACCGCCACACCCCCAACACCAUGUCCCGCAAGUCGUGGGCUGCCGGUGAUGCCUGCCAGCGCGCCGUCGACAUGUGCUUGAAGGUCCUCCGCGGCGAGGGUGGUGUCCCCACCGUCCUCUCCACUCCAGUCUGGGGUUUCUACGACGUCAACUUCGGCGGCAAGAAAUUCGAGUUCCAGCGCCCAUACGGCAGUUACGUGAUGGAGAAUGUCCUCUUCAAGGUCUCCUACCCCGCCGAAUUCCACUCGCAAACCGCCGUCGAAGCCGCCGAGCGUCUCCACCACAAGCUCAAGAAGAUGGGCAAGAGCGCCGAAGAUAUCGAAUCCGUCACCAACCGCACACACGAGGCUUGCAUUCGCAUCAUCGACAAGCAGUUCAAGCCCAUGGACAACUACGCCGAUCGUGACCACUGCGUCCAAUACAUGGCUGCCACCAUGCUUGUUUUCGGCCGCUUGACUGCAGACGACUACACUGACGGUGGUGAGGCUGCUGAGUCGCCGCUCGUCGAAUCUCUCCGCCAGAAGAUCAAAUGUGUGGAAGACCCACAAUUCACCAAGGACUACCAUGACCCAGAGAAGCGAACCAUCUCGAACGCUUUGACCGUGACCUUGAAGGACGGCACGGUCUUGCCAGAGGAGGUCAUCGAGGCACCACUUGGCCACCGACUCCGAAGAGAAGAGGCCAAGCCAAUCAUCUUGGAGAAGUUCAAGAACCACAUUGCACCACACUUCUCUGCGGAACACACAAAGAAGUUGGUCGACCUGGGCAACGACCCUAAGACACUGUACCAGAUGCCUGUGGAUGAGUAUAUGGAUUUGUAUGUCAAGGAUAAGAUCCUGUAGAUUGGAGUAGGAACAAAAGAAUGUCGAGAUCCUGGCCGAGGACUAUCUUGAUGAUUGACGAAAAAGUGGGAUUAUGAGGGAAAAUCCGAAAAACAGAAAAAUAUAAGAAGGGUCAACCAAACGUUCGUGUGCAUGGCCCUCUCUGUUGUUAUUUACCUGUCCCGAAAUGGAAGGAAAAAAUAUGUUCAUAGAUUUGAUAGCAGUCCGUCAAAUUGAUCGACAAGCAAGAACCUGUAUUUCCACCAAGA